Molecule: messenger RNA, 363 nt
Organism: Calidris pugnax (ruff)
Lineage: Eukaryota; Metazoa; Chordata; Aves; Charadriiformes; Scolopacidae
Gene: TEX12
Product: testis expressed 12
Exons: 4
Coding region: 1-363 (120 amino acids)
Source: RefSeq, a predicted model, not a curated record
AUGACAAGCAACACACAAAAAGCUGAUGAAAACAGAAGUAAACGUAAAAAAGAGAUGGAGAAUGAAGCUUCAGAAAAUCCUCAGUUGUCUUCCCUUGACAAAACAGAUUUUUCUGAGGGCUCGCAGUCCCAUUACAAACCUGAACCACUGGAAAAAGCUUUAAACGAGAUGAACAAAGAAAUUAUGAACUUGUUAUCAAAAUAUGCUCACAUUUUAAGUGAGAGAGCAGCGAUGGAUGCUUCUUAUGUCCAAGAACUUGAUGGAAUCUUAAAAGAAGCAAGGACCAUAGAAAACCACUUAAAACAGAAAAGGGAAAGUCUGAAACAGAGAUUCACUGUGAUCGCAAAUAGUCUGCAAAGCUAA